This is a messenger RNA of Fomitiporia mediterranea MF3/22, 4668 nucleotides long. RefSeq lists its product as uncharacterized. The transcript is spliced from 9 exons. NCBI's taxonomy places the organism in Eukaryota, Fungi, Basidiomycota, Agaricomycetes, Hymenochaetales, Hymenochaetaceae. The coding region runs from base 1 to 4668 and encodes 1555 amino acids. The record is from RefSeq and is a predicted model, not a curated record.
AUGCACAUCAAAUUUCUGCCAGCGGUCUACUUACGGAAGUUCGUUCUCACUGCUGUCACGCCAUACCGCGUUUGGUCACUCAAUCUAGUGGCUAGGACAGACACAAGUCACAACCGCCAUCCAUCCUUCAAAGGACCGCAAGAAAAAUCGCCGUUUGCGCUGGUCAUUCGAGACAACCAGCCGUGCUGCCGCUCCGCCGUGACUGAACCGAAGGGCUUGACGGCAAUGUCGACGACCAUCAAUGACGCGCGACAGCAACUCGUAGAUGAAAGGCUGGCAGAGCUAGAAGAACUAAGUGACCGCCGGAACGAUCUUUUACGUGAAAUGCUCCGUCUUGUACGGUAUGGUGAAAGUGGCAGUUCAUCCGUACUGCUCGAGGAGGAAGAGGUGGAUGAUGAAGAGCUUGAACAGUUUUUGGAAAGGUUUGACUUAAGGAAGAAUACUGAGACAGGCUCAAUCUUGACGCUUGAAGUCCCUGAGCUGAUGCUCGAGGCUGGUCUUUCAAGAGAGACAACACCUUCCGAGCCUCCUCCUGGAAUGGACGAACUGAAGCACGCGGAUGUUGGGGAAGAAGAAUUACAGUACCCGACUUCUUCACCUCUUAUUCCUCGUACGAAUGGCCGGCAGGCCUCAGAACGAAACGAAGCUGGUGCUGAGGAUGUAGCUAUGGACGUAGAUGAAACACCCGCGGCGCAAGAGCAAGAAGAAACUUCUCUUGACGACGAACAAGAGAAGGAGGCUGAAGAGGAGGAACCGCAAACGCCUCCUAGGAAACGGGCGAGGACGAGUUCUCCUAUAGCUCCGAGACGGCGGGGACGGCGAAGAUCAGAUGUGUUGGAUGAAGACGAAGCCAUGGAGGACACAGAGAAUCCUCCGGAGCCUCCUGAGGAAGUAAGGAAGACAAGAUCCAAGUCAAGAAAGAUGACAACUCCACCGCCAGUUGAUGACGAGGAAGAGGACGAGCUCGACAUCAUUUCCCGUCGUUCGUCUAUCUCGCCAUCUAGACGACACCCUUCAAAACGACAUCUUUCUCCACAAACUUCUCCUAUAGAAGCUGAACCUAUUCAUGAAGAUACCGACGCCGAAGAGGUAGACGAGGCUGAAGCUGAGGAAGAGCCUGAGGAGUCUACACAUACUGCACGAGAAAAGCUAGAGGAAGAGACGAAAAUUGUGCCUGCUAGCCCUUCCACUCCGUCUGCUCGCUCGCCUUCGAAAUCACCUUCACUACCGCCUAUAGCACGAGGAUCGAGAGAGUCUCCAAUUCGAGCACCAAAGCAAAUAAUGCCUCAAUUUGUCGACAAUACGCCGCUCACACCACCCAGAUCACCACCACCUCCGGUUCUUAUACGCCUUCCUGUACAUCAACCAGAAAGGCCAGUUUUCCGCUUUGCUGAGGAGUCGGCUAGGCCUGCGCCAGGUGAGGUUGAAAUCAAGUCUGAAAAUGAGGCCACAGCGUCAACUUCUGCUUUGGAGCGGCCACCGGCACGGCCCCGUCUAGAAAAGGAAGCAGCAAAAAAGCCAUCGUUCAACUACACUCUUCCACCACUAUCAGCUCUUCCUGCUGAGUUUAACCGCAAAGGAAAGCCACAGAAACGUAAACGAGAUAGAGAACGAGAACGAAGUGGUUCAGACAUGGGAAGGAAGGACGACUGGGUCCCUCUGGGUAUGGCGAAGUGGUCUGCGUUACUAAUAGCAAACCCAGCGUACAAGAAGCUCUCGAGAGCCACCAAGUGUGUGAACACCAAAGACUGGAAUACUGCUGCGACGGAGCUCAAGCUUAUUCGUAUACUGGAUAGACUUGACGUACUGAAACGCACGGGCAAAUGGAGCUUUCGUCAGCCUAAGAAACAGCGCGUCGCGGCUAGUCUAGUAAAGACACACUGGGACUAUCUCAUGGAUGAGAUGAAAUGGAUGCAAGUGGAUUUCAAGGAAGAGAAACGUUGGAAAGUAGCUUUGGCGUACGAACUUGCUUUGUCUGUGCUAGAAUGGCAUGAAGCUGGAUCGUACGAAGAACGGAUUAGGUUGGGUAUCUGUGCGCGAUGGAGAAGACCUGAUCCUCUGGAGAUUCCAGCAAUCGAUGGUGUCCAGCCCAUGGAAGUUGAUACCGCUCUUGACUCAUUAUUAGAUGGUGAGGGACGAGACUCACCUCAUCCAGACGAUAUGCAAGCGAACGAGGACCUCGACGCUGCUGCUAGUGAUAAUGAGGAAGAUGAAGUCGAGGAUCAAUGCGCCGUCACUGCUGCCCUGAUUCCGGAUACAAGUAUUGCUGAAGCUCUGGACGAAGCCCCUCAGGCUGUUCCAAUCCCUGACGAAGCCGAGGGCCCUUCAAUGACAAUGAAGUUAGAGGAGUUGGAGAAUACGGAUGCAUUGCGUUUGGCUGAGGCUGCAAACAGCGUGCAUAAUUCCCGAGAUCCAAACCAGAUGCCUCAAGUCACGGCUGAUCAAUGGUCAGAGAGACCAAAGACCGAAGCAGUUGAUCCAUCACAGGCUUUGAAGGGGAGUUCGGAUAAUCCGAUCUUAGAUUCUCAGCCGUCCGGUUCUACAUCUGCCCCCGAUCCCGCACAGAAGGAUGUCAAAAGCUUGUGGACCCCAGAACAAACGAAAACAUUGCGAUCUUCGUUGCUAUCUCAGCCUGGAGAGACCUUGCUCGUAUCCUUGGACCAAUUUGUGCCUUUAACAGACGAGGAGCUAAUGAAAUCACUUGCGCCUGAGGGCAAUUCCGCCGAAACGUCUACAAGCAUCGGCUUGACAGCGCUCUUCCCAGAGUUACAGCCUUUUUCAAUGAUUGAUGUACCGAAUUCCGAGAUCGUUGGAUAUAAUUCAGACGGGAAGAGGAAAAGCGACAAGAAGGCGGACAGGGACGACCCAACGAAGCGAGUCGACGAGACGACUUAUACCAAACUUUGCCCAACAAACCGAUUCAUGCACAUGAAGCCGACCCUAGUUAGUGCGUUACAGCCGGCAAAGAAAUGGCGGAAAGGCAAAUGGCUCGAUUUGGACGAGUCACCAGUUGUGAGCGAUGUGGACAGCCCUCCAUCAAUGCCUAGUACAGAAAAUAGCUGUUGUAAGUCAGAAGUCCCUUCUAAGUUGUUUAGAGCUCAGGCGAUGGUCCUUUCAGCAUUAUUCGAGGGUCGCAAAAUAUCAAUACCAUUCCAGCCGCCGCUUAUGCUUCAUAACUUCUCGAAGAUGCCCCACAAUACCGUCAAGAAGCAAGAAAUUCCCUGGUCUUUAGCUGAGGACAAUAUGCUAAAAAGCCUAGCUGAGCGGUACCCGUCAAACUGGCGACUUGUUGCGGAUGCAUUGAAUUCAUCCAGAAUCCGGACGAGCAUAGACUUGCGAACACCACAGGAGUGCUUUGAGAGAUGGAGAGCAAAAUGCGGUAUUCAGAUUCGUCAGGCGCUUCCUCCAAAUGCACAACAGCCGACCGCCCCCUAUACCAACAACGAGGAACCCUCUCUUCCUAACCCGUUAGCAGGUAUUGACACGCCCCCGCCCCCGCCUCCAUCGACAUCGUCAGCACCUGUGACUGCCUCUCAAAUGACGACUAGAGGAAUCAAGCGGCUUGCCACCUCCGCUGCGCAAAACGCUGCGAAUCUCACCAUCAAUACGAGUGUGCCAACGGUGGAAGCUCGUAAACGAAAACGACACCUCAUUAUCCAUGAAGCGGUGCGUAAGACACUGGCAAGGAGACAGAAACUGCGAAAGCAGGACGAGCUUAAAUAUCAAGCAUCAAGUACUGUAGCACCAGUACACGAUACGCAUCACCAGUUCGGUAACAAGACGAGAUACACCCCACUAGAGCUAUCGCAGAUGAAAGCCGAGCGGGAGCGAAAAGAGUUUGAUCUGCAGCUCAUGCGCCGUAGGGAGCUUGAAGCUAAACGCCAACAGCAGCAACAGCAACAGCAGCAGUUGCAUGCUCAGCUUCAACAGGUCCAGCAACAGCAACAGCAGCAGCAGCAGCAGCAGCAAAUGGGUCAGCAGGGGGUUAACAUAUCACAGAACGUACCACAAAUACGUGCACAACAAGUCGGUAUUUCUCAACAUCAACAGCAAAGGCAGUCGACUCAAGUUGGAUCUGUUCCUGUUUCUCCACAGUUGAUGCAGGCACAAGCCGCCCAGCGAGCUCUUGCCCAAGCGCAAGCACAGGCCCAAGCACAACAAGUGCAAUCACAGGGGCAACAGGCCCAGCCGCAGGCCAGUCUUACGCAGUUGCAAGGACAAAUGACUGGUGGUCAAACAAGUAUCAACGGGAACGUCCCUCACCUCUCGGCGCCAUUCGUCAACCACGGCGGAGCGAGUUCGCCUGUCGCUCAACAUUCUUCUCCGCCACGAUCUACAGCCACACCUGUGAAUUCCACUGCGAAUUUCCCAAGGCCCGCUUCCGCUCAGCGAAACGUUGCGAUGCCAGGAGGCCAAGUCCUUCCAAUUGCAAGCAGCUCUGUCCCGAUUGCUCGAACAAAUAACGCACUAGCGGCGUAUAUGGCGAACAAUGGUGGUGUGCAGUACACGCCAGAGCAGAUCUCUCACUUGAUGAGACUUCAGCAACAGCAGCAGAUGCAGAUGCAGAUGCAACAGCAACAGCAACAACAACCAAUGCAGAUGCAGAUGCAGCAAGGACAGCAGAAUGCUCAUCAGGGAGGCAUGCCUGGUUACCCACCGACUGGUUGA